Cladocopium goreaui is the source of this 1277-nucleotide messenger RNA. The record is from the annotation of a GenBank genome assembly. Lineage: Eukaryota; Dinophyceae; Suessiales; Symbiodiniaceae.
UCAAAUGCGCAGCCGACAGUUCGCCUCUGGUUCGAUAGUUCGAUAUGCCAUGAUGUAGCAGUAGCUGCAAGCAGUUCCUUGACUGUCGCAACUGCCGUGCCAUGCAACUCUUUCAAGUGCCCAGUCAAGUCUUCAUCACUCAGAUCUUGGAGGAUCUACUGUCCAUCGAAGACGUACAGCGGGUCUCCCAGGUUUCUUGGAAGACGUUGGAAGCUGUGCAGUGCUACGCUGCCGUGAUGAACUUUGCUUGGCCACGGCUGGAGCUGGGCUUGGGGAAGGGGAAGACGUCGUUGCGCCAGUGGAUGCCAGUCUAUGAGGCCCUGCUUUGCGCCGUCGCAACGCCGAAUUCAGGGUCCGUCAACAGCAACUUGAGACGCUUGAACCGUUUGAUUUCCUUCAAACAUACGCGGUACUGCAGCAACAGAGGCGAUUAUUUGAAACCCGUGCCUUGGCGCUUCAGAGCUGGCUCAAUGGAACCAUUCCUUCGGUUCAUGUGGAAAGAAUGCACCGCCGAGAAAGGAUCCGCCAACCCAGACAUUUGUGCUGCAACUUUUGUGGAAGUGCUGGGAGGUCAACCUACGUCCUUGCGAGAAAGGGAACCUUUGGCGGUCAUUGCUAUGGAUGCCACUUAUUGUGAAGAUGGGACAAAAGAUGAGUUUUUCAACAUGGCCGCGCUGGUCCUGCUGGAUGACUUAAAGAUUGCCUUGAUCUUAACGUGGGCCUUCGAAAUCACGGAGAAUGAAGGAUUUUUCAGCAUCCUAUUGGUUGGCGCUCGGCUGGAGGAGGUUUUGACGUACGCAUCAGAGAUCUUCGAUUCGCCAGUCUGGACCUGGGCAUCCGACCCACUGCCAGCGGCUCAUGGUCAGGACGAUGACGAUGUUGCGGAGUGGUUUGGCUUCGACAUGAGGAAAGUGGCUUCGUUUGAAGAUCGACAAGAACUGCUUGAGAAGAUUCCAGAAAUGAGAACUGCCAUGGAAUCAUCUCCUUUUCGAGACCUUGAGGACUUUGAGGAGUUGAUGCACAACUUGCGCCCAGAUGAUGUGCCGCGACAUCCAGCUGAUGAAAAGACAGCUGAAUGCAUGGCGAGGGCCGCUAUGAAUGGCCUGAUGGCAGGGCCUAUGAAGGUCAGUACAUUAACGACCUCAAGGAGGGAGAAGGCACCUUCCUUUGGGCAGAUGGGCGAAAGUUCACUGGGCAAUGGAAGGAUGGCAAACAACAUGGCGUCGGCGUCUUUCGAACUGCUCACGGUGAUCAACGCACUGGUGAGUGGAGGGAGG